Molecule: messenger RNA, 345 nt
Organism: Nematocida major
Lineage: Eukaryota; Fungi; Microsporidia
Exons: 1
Coding region: 1-345 (114 amino acids)
Source: RefSeq, a predicted model, not a curated record
AUGAACACAGAAAGCAUUAAGAGGCUUGCUGAGGCGGACAAAAAAGCACACGACUUGAUACAGGAGGCGCGCCGGAGGAAGGAGGCGCUGAACGAGAGCGCAAUAAAGAAAGGCGAGGCGUACAAUGCAGAGCUGAUGGAGGCAAAAGUGGCAGAGGUAAACAGAUACUUCGUGCAGGCAAACGAAGAGCUUGCCCAAACAGAAAAGGCCAUAAUAAACAGCAUAAACGAGAAGAUAGAAAACAUAAAGUCAAAGGAAAAAGUGUGCGACGAAAUAGUGGACGAAAUAGUAAGCGCUGUAGUUGGAGCCACAGACUCGCUUUCUGGCCUGGCGGGGCGGCACUGA